AUGUAAAUUUCUCCAAAGGAAAAUCCUCCUGUUGGUAUCUAUGAUGAUUUGAUUAUUAAUUUAGAUACAGGAAGCAUCGUUUAGGAAAUUUAUAGAGAAGAAUAUAUUCCAGUUCAAUAGAUUUAAAGAAGAGAGGAGGAUGCAGUAUUUAUUGAUGAAAACCCUUAAAUUGUGUUGGAGAAACUCAUGAAGCUAAAAGAUUGCCAUUACAAAGAGAGACUUGCUUUUACUAAAAGAUUAGGAGAACUAAUAUCAUGGAUAGGGGAUUCUGCAAUUGACAAUUUAAAUACGAUCAUUCAGCAGAUAUUAGAAGAUGCUGAUGAAAUUAAGAAAAAUUUUAUUGCCCAAUUAGAGUAAAUCUGUGUGCUUUUAAAGACCAAAUAAAACAGUUAAGAACUCAUAAAACAACAUGUAGUUAAGGCUCUAUAGGAAUUGUUAAAAUCUAAUAAUUUUGAUAUCAAAGAAUAGGCAGGAAAUUCUAUAAGCAUAGUUGCCAAAGAACUAAAUGAAAGAGACAGAGGAAAUCUCAUUCUGACCCAAGUUAUUCAGAUGGCUCAUGAUGACAACAACGACGAGAAUGUUAUAAUUGCCGUUAAAUUAUUCGGUUAACUGGCUGCAGAUUUCGGACCUGAAUUGUCGGAGUCAUUCAUCGCCUUGGAAAUCCUAUCCAAAGGAGAUGAUGCCAAACAACCAAUACGCAAAGAGGCCGUUCUUCAAUUGGCUAACAUAGCUAAAGUUCUCUCUAAGGAUUUCAUUAAACAUAGACUAAUCCCAUUCUUCUCUAAGAAAACUGAAGAGAGAACCUGGUAAACAAGGAAGGCCUGUCUUGAUAUCAUAGUUAGAUUAGCUGAGCAGACAGACACAGAAAAUUUUGAUUUGAUAACUGGAAGGUUACUGGCAUUAUUAGAUGAUUAAAAUAAAUGGGUCAAAUAGCACGCAUACAAAUAAUUAGGCAAAUACAUAUCAAUAAUCACUAAAUCAGAAAAUAUCAAUGAUAAACUUUUAGAAUUCUAUUUGAAGAUGAAUGAUUCUGACAUUAGAGAAUUGGGAAUCGAUAAUGAAAUCGUUAUUGAAUGUGCAUUGUAUUUCCCAGCUGUCCUCUAAGUGUACACUGAGAAAAAGUGGCCUCAACUUAGCAAAUUGUUUAUGAAAUUGAUUAAUCAUAAAGAUAAGAGUCAAAAAACCUUUGGCUUGUAGUAUACAUGUUUGGCCUACUCAGAAUUGCUCAAAGUCUUGGAACAAUUGCUACAAGAUCCCAAUGAUGAAAUCAAACACGGGGCAGUUGAGAACCUGAGCUUAUUUUUUGAUGCCAUUGAAGAAUCUAAGAGAGCAUCUCUGAUUGAUAUUUUACUGAUUAUUUAGAAGGACUAAAAGAAAUGGAGAAUCAGAGAACUAAUUGCUAAAUAAAUUUCACACUUGGCUCAAGUGUUUGAUGUUGAGACUGUAUUUUCUAUAAUACUUCCAGUUUCAACUAAAUUGUGUAAUGAUAAUGUUUAUGCUGUUAGAAAAGCAGCUGCCAAACAAAUCUUUGAACUUUAUGAUAAAUUUCAAAAAAGUCAAAACGAAUUAUAUUUCAGUGUUCUGAAAUAAAACAUUCUAGGUUUUGCCAAUAGUAAUAUGUUCAAUUAAAGAUAAAGUUUUGUCAUCAUGUGUGAAAAACUAAUGAAAUACGAAUAGUUUCAAGUUGAUUUUCUUGAAGCUUUCAUAAAUUUGGGAUAGGAUCCAAUCAAGAAUGUCCGUAUUUCAGUUGCUAAAGUUCUUCAGAAACACUUAUUUAAACCAAAAACAUCAGAAAAAGAUGGUUUGUUUAGAGAUUAAACUUCUAUUUAAACUCUUUGGAAUUUAUUGACUAAAGAUAACGUUGUAUUGAACUCUUUAAAUAACAAGAAGUAUCCCAUCACAAAUUAAUUAAAAAGUCAAAUAACUUAAUUGACCUAAAGUUAAGUUAAACUCCAACAACCAGAAUAACCACAAAUACAAUAGUAAUAACAACAACAAUAAUAAUAAUAAUCAUAAACUUUAGCUGAUGAAGAAUAAUAACAAGAAAGUGGUUCAGUUCCUGAAUAAAAUUAAGUAGCUCAAAAUCAAGAAAUCAUGAUUUUAGAAGAACAAUUUGAAAAGAGCAAUCAUAUUGAACAAAAUACCACUAAUAUUGAAUAAGUAGCAUAAUAAGAAGAAGAAGAAAUUAAAUAAGUUAUUGAUAACACUGAAAAUGUCGUAGAGGAAAAUAACUUUGAGGAGAACCAAUAAAAUCAAAUUUAAUUGGAAUCAGAAUUAAAUGAAGAAAAAUAAGAAAUCGAAAAUUAAUAGGAACAAGAAUAAUAACAAAUUGAGUAAAAAGAAGAAGAGGACAAUUCUUAAAAUGUUAAGGAAAAUGAAGAAAAAGAAAUAGAGUAAGAAUGA
Molecule: messenger RNA, 2403 nt
Organism: Paramecium tetraurelia
Lineage: Eukaryota; Ciliophora; Oligohymenophorea; Peniculida; Parameciidae
Exons: 13
Biological process (GO): protein dephosphorylation
Molecular function (GO): protein phosphatase regulator activity
Source: RefSeq, a predicted model, not a curated record